Aspergillus sclerotioniger CBS 115572 is the source of this 4303-nucleotide messenger RNA. RefSeq names its product putative MATH and UCH domain protein. Gene Ontology annotation, molecular function: protein binding; cysteine-type deubiquitinase activity. NCBI's taxonomy places the organism in Eukaryota, Fungi, Ascomycota, Eurotiomycetes, Eurotiales, Aspergillaceae. The transcript has 4 exons. The record is from RefSeq and is a predicted model, not a curated record. The coding region runs from base 100 to 3885 and encodes 1261 amino acids. Gene Ontology annotation, biological process: protein deubiquitination.
GUCCGCUCGCUUGCUCCUGUUCACAUCUUUUGUAGUUGGAUCAAGUCUUCACCCUCUUUCGAUUUUAUCGUGCUCUGACAUCCAGUCAUCUCUUUCGCCAUGGAUCCCACACCUGACACCGGUGUCAAUGUGGAGGAGCGCCUACCCCCCGUCACUCUCAUCACUCAGGACUCGUCCACUGAGCCGAUCAGAGAGACCACCGUGACGGUCAAUGCGGCGGACGAAGACCUCUCAACUCCUCCCACAGACACCUCACUCUCGAGUGCACCCUCCGAACCCCAGUCUUUAGAACUACAACCCGAUUCUCGGGAGGAUUCACAUCGGGAGGAAGCACAAGCUCCGGUGCAAGCCGACCCAGUAUCGGCUGUCCGUCCGCCGCAGCCCGAACUCGAACACGCUUAUUGGGCAGAUAUCGAGGAGGAUCUGUCGGUGCCGGACGAUGCUGAAAUGAAGGAAAUAGAAUCGGCAGCCGAUGGCGAUUACAGUGCUUACGAGUAUGACUACUGGGAGAAGAAUUUCCACCCAGACCUUGAUGAUCCCGAAUACCGUCCGGUGGAAAAGGCUCGCAUGACAUGGAAAAUCAAGGGUGUGCGAGGCACUCCAGACUCCCCGAACCGGGCCAAAAUCAUGCGUUCCCCGCCUGCCUACAUGGGAGGUUAUUGGUGGACCAUCAAGUUCUUCCCUCGUGGGAACAACGUCGGUUCACUGAGUAUCUACAUCGAGUGUUCCCCGACGAUGCCCACUCCCGACAAGAAUUUGCCUGAGUGUGACUUCAAAGUAAUUCACGGCCCGGCCGAUGCGCCUUUAGAUGUCAACACCCCGGAUGUUGACACGACGUUCACUCCGACCGACGACACGGCGACUUGGUUGGAGAAUUUCAAGGCCCACUAUCCUCCUGCGGCCAACCAGGCCGGAUCCUCCAACAAGUCCUGGAGAGUCUCGGCCCAAAUUGGCGUCAUUCUCUAUAAUCCAGACGAACCGCGGACCGGGUGGAUGCAAUCGUCGUGCCAUCAGUUCAACCCACACAAUCUUGACUGGGGCUGGACUAACUUUCACGGCCCGUGGGACCAGAUCCACCGCCGGCAGCGGGGCCAACGCCAGGCACUUCUCCGCAAUGACACCCUGGCGUUCGAUGCGUAUAUCCGCAUCGUUGACGAUCCCACGCGCUCGCUCUGGUGGCAUGCCAGUGACACCGAGCCGACCUGGGACAGUCUGAGCCUGACAGGCUAUCGGCCCUUGGGUGACUCCGUCAUCAACCAUAGCGCAGAGGUCGCGGGGCUGGCUACUUGGGUACACCUGGCUCCGUUCUGCAAGAUCAUUCAGAAUGCCAAUGUGCUUGAGCACCUCAACAGCUGUGACGUCAAACCUAAGCCACUGUGCGAUGCACUGCAGAAGUUCUUGUGGCAGUUGCGUUCUCGGGGCCAGUCUCUACAGUAUGUGGAUACUGACAUGAUCACCUCGACCUUGCGGAAUCUGCAUGAGUAUUCGGGGGAUGUGUGUGAGUUCUGGGAACGGCUGCGCCGUACCCUUGAGAUUGAACUUGCAGGCACAGAUGCAGUGAAUGAACUUGCCAAGCUGUUCGACAGCCCCUCCCUCGACUCGCUUCCCGCGGAAGCCCAAGGUCAAGAUGUGAUUAAUACCGUCCCUAAAGACUACAACUCGCGCAUCUGCGUGCCCGCGGACCAGGCGAAGACGACGAGCGAAGCUUUUAGCUGGUACCUAGGUGCGAAGCCCGGACGCUGGGUACUUCCACCUGUUCUUCAUCUUGAACUGGGCCGCCAGAAGUUGGACAAGGCAGCUCGCCAGUGGCGGUUGCUCUACAAUCGGGUGGAGCUGGACGAGGAGCUGGACCUGACGCCAUGGCUGCUGGACGGCCAGUGCGGCAAAUACGUCCUUUACGGCUACAUCGUCCACCGUGGUCGGCGCACCUCGGGGAAGUUCUUUAGCAUCCUCCGACCUGGUGGUCCCGGAACCAGGUGGCUCGCCUUCGAUGAUGGCAGCGACAACCGUGUUGAAUGCCUGACUCGCAAGACAGCUCUGGGACCCCAUCUUGGUCUUGACGCUUCACAAAAGGUUGACCACAAGACUGGCCAUGAUGUCGCCAUUGCUGCCAUGUACAUUCGGACCGAUCUUGUCCAGGAAUUCUUGCCUGGUCCACAAGGGCCAUGGGAUGCUCCUGAAAGUCUAAAGGAGUACUACGAAACAGGCAUCUAUCCUGUGCAUUCGGAACCCAGGCCCGUGGAGGACGAGAUUCAAGUGGAAGUCUACUCGCUACCCAAGUACGAUCAGCUGGGCAGCUUGUUCGAUACGUAUGAUCUGAUGACGCAGUCAAAGGCCGAAAAUAGUGUCAUGUACCUGACUGUCCCUCGGUCGUCCAACUAUGUCGAUCUUCGCAAGAAGAUUGCGAUGUGGGCAUCUGCAAAGUCUGGCGAAAGUUCCUGUGCAGAGCAUGUUCGUCUGUGGCAGAUUGGUCACACUCGUGACCAGUUUGGCCCUACGCUGGCAUUUGCUCGUAUCUCAGAUUUGACAAGUACCCUGAACUUCCCUUUGAAGACCGCUCGUUUCUGGAUGCAGAUUGUUUCCGAUGAGAAUGCCAAGUUUUUCGCCAUUGCGGAUCCACCACAGGCGAUCGAAAUCCAAUCGAAGCCUGAAGAGGCUGUGGUUGAGCGCGCUGGCUCGGAAUCCUCGGAGGACAGACUGUCUCUUCCCGAAGGUGACGCCGCCCGGGCAAGCUCAUCCGGAACGGUCCCGGAGAACACCCUGGAGCCAGCCUUUGUGUCCCACAUUGAAGUGGUCUCUCAAGACCCUGUGCCUGCAAGGCUGAGCAGUAGCGAUGAGCAUGCUCCGGGCAAUUCCGAGAAUGAUGCAGUGAUCGCUGCCAUCAUCGCGGAAGAUAUCCAGCAGAUGGACACCGACCGAAACCCCGAUGCAGUGCCGCCCGCUAUUGAGGAGCCCAGUGAAACCUUGUCCCCUGAGGCCGAGCCUGAGGUCAACCCGAUUGCAGACGCGCCCGCUCCCUCAGUCGAGUCUGAGAUCACUCAGCCGGUCGACCACGUCUACUACUUCAUUCAGAAGUUCGAUAUAGAUGCCCAGGCCCUACGGACGGUUGGAUCUUUCUUCUCCAAAAAAGAAGAGAAUAUCAAAACUGCCGUCAGGAGGCACUUGAAGUUGCCCCCUAUGAAGGACUUCCAAAUCUGGCAGCGUGUGGAUGGCACCACCGUGACAACAAUGUCCUCUGGCGAAACAUUCGAGGUCUAUGUCCCCGAUGGUACAUGCUUCAUCGUCGGUGACAAGUUGACCAAGGACAGACGUUCUCAACUCAACGUGGCCGGUCUCUUUGGCAACCCCGAUCAGAUGGUCCGUUACCUGUGGGCUGAAUCACGCAACCACCCCACCCGUGCCUUUUCCGGCUUCAAAACUGUUGAUGCUACAUUCACAAACGAAUACUAUAGCGGGGAGUUCAAGAAGGGUUACUUCCACGGAAAGGGUAAACACAUCUCCGACCUCGCGGCCACCUACGUGGGAGAUUUCGUUCUCGGGAAGCGGCACGGAAAUGGCUUCAUGGAGUACCCGACCGGAGACACCUACGAUGGCGACUGGUUCGAGGGCAUCUGCCACGGACAGGGCACCUAUGUCGAGCGCAAGACCGGCAACAAAUAUGUCGGCGGUUACAAGGACGGCAAGCGCCACGGCAAGGGUAUCAGCUACUGGGAAGUCGCCGACGAAGAAAUGGAUCUGUGUCAGAUCUGCUACGGCGAGGAACAAGACGCUUUGUUCUAUGACUGCGGUCACGUCUGUGCGUGCGUCACCUGCGCUCGACAGGUUGAUCUGUGCCCGAUUUGCCGGAAGAGCAUCGUCAGCGUGGUCAAGAUCUACCGCACAUAGAGUAUACAUGGGACAAUCCUCUGCUGUUCGAUCGACGCGUGAGAUGGCUCGCCAAGGAACAUUCACGUCCCAUUAUUUGACUUUAAAUUAAUCUUGCAUCGGAGAAUAUAUCAUACCCAGGAUGUUGCAAAGACGGAGUGUUUGGUUGAAUUUGGUUAUCAGAAGCAACGUUCACAGAUUUGAUUGGAGUUUUAGAUAUGUUGUUUAUUUCGCUUCUCUACCUUUACCUACCUUGCAGCAAUAAGAACAUAUACAGCUGAAUUGAAGGGCACUGGCCAUAUUUUAUACAACCUACUGUGGCUCCUUAGUGGCAAAGAUUACUUCCAAGACAAUGAUACUUCUUCAAUAUAAGUCGAGUCAUACAUACACAAAAAACCCAGGAAACAACCACCCUACAUGAGCACACGCUCUCAACCAA